AUGGCUCAAGUAACAUAUAGUACUGGUCUUCUGGCUCUUCUUUUUUGUGCUUGUUUAUGUGAUGGUAAAGAGGUGAAGUGCAAGCAGAAUGGAGGGUACGUGCCAAGGCAAGUUCCACGUAGAGAUUCAGAGUUGCUUGAAUUUCCUUUAAACUUAGAAUACCUGGAGGCUGAGUUCUUUCUCUUUGGGGCUUUUGGGUAUGGGCUGGAUAAAGUUGCUCUAGAACUGGUAAGUGGAGGACCUCCUCCCAUAGGAGUCAAGAAAGCUAAUCUCGAUUCGACCACCCAAGAUAUAACUCUUCAAUUUUCUUACCAGGAAGUGAGUCACCUAAGUGCUGCACUAUUUUCCACUGCCAUCGAUUUUGCAUUCCAAACCAAAUCGAAUCCUCCAUUCAAUCCUUAUGCUAACAAUGUCCAUUAUUUGCUUGGGAGUUAUUUGAUUCCUUAUGUUGGACUCACAGGCUAUGUUGGCACCAAUGCUCAACCAAUGCUCAACUCCGGUCUAAAACUGCAAAGAGGGUGA
Messenger RNA from Cryptomeria japonica (Japanese cedar), 522 nucleotides. Its product is annotated as desiccation-related protein PCC13-62-like. Lineage: Eukaryota; Viridiplantae; Streptophyta; Pinopsida; Cupressales; Cupressaceae. The record is from RefSeq and is a predicted model, not a curated record. The transcript is spliced from 2 exons. The coding region runs from base 1 to 522 and encodes 173 amino acids.